AGAGUAGGAACGCAUGAGGGACUUGAACCAGUGAAACAUUAUUAUUUUUAGUGGUAAAUUGUUUGACAAUAGAUUAUUAGUUAUAAAUAAUGGCAAACACCGGACCUCCCGAUUCGUGGGAACAGCAAGCCGAUGCCGCUGCUGACGAUAACGCAGAAGCAAACGAUAUGUCGGCAAAGUUUUUCACGUUAAACGUUAACGCAGCCGAAUUUGUGCCUUCGUUCAACUUUACACCUCCUUCACAAACUGACUCCAAGCCACCUGUAGAAACUGCUGAAAAUGCAGAAACGCCGGUGACGAAUGGAGUGCCAGCCGGUGACGUAGAAGAACCGCCUGAAGACAAGAAGCCAUCGACACCAACGGCAGCAGCAGAAGCAGCAGCGACCACACCCACCAAGGUGCCACGCCCCCAGCAGCGACCACACCAACCCAAGCGACCACGCCUCGCCCACUGUGGCCACGCCCACCGAGGACGGCGGCCACGCCAUCUCCCACUGUGGCCACGCCUACCGAUGAGGUCGUCGCCACGCCUCCGUCGCCGACUGCCGCUGCCGCGAAGUGACGUCAUCAGCACACCCUGUCGCCGUUGUCAGCGCGUCAUCGGAGGGGGCUCAGCACUUUGA
Nilaparvata lugens (brown planthopper) is the source of this 623-nucleotide messenger RNA. RefSeq names its product protodermal factor 1-like. Bases 90 to 623 code for a protein of 177 amino acids. Lineage: Eukaryota; Metazoa; Arthropoda; Insecta; Hemiptera; Delphacidae. The transcript has 3 exons. The record is from RefSeq and is a predicted model, not a curated record.